CCACAGAAGUGCAGAUCUUUUUCUUUUUAUUUUUUUUUAGCCGUAUCAUACCUUAAUAUUAUUUAGCCUUUUCUGCUGCCACUCCGAUUCAUCAAAUCCCCAUGAACACAGCCCCCACUACAACACUCCACCCCCACAAUUUACCCUUUUUUUUAUUUUUUUAUUUUCCUUUCUGAUCAUAGUUACUAUAUAAAUCGUCAGCAUGGUUAAAUUUUCUCUCACUUCUGUAGGUAGAAGCCGUGUUUGUUUGAUUUAAGCGUUGUUGUUUUGGUUUUGUUAAUUUUCUUGGAAGUCCUUCAGGGAAGUUUGAUUUCUUGAUUUGGCUGGAAUGGAGAAUUAUCAGUGCUACAAUGAAAGGCAUGAAGCUUUGCCUCCUGGGUUCAGAUUCCACCCCACUGAUGAAGAACUCAUCACUUACUACCUCCUGAAGAAGGUUCUUGACUGCAACUUCACCAGCAGAGCAAUUGCUGAGGUUGAUCUCAACAAGUGUGAGCCCUGGCAUCUUCCAGGCAAAGCAAAGAUGGGGGAGAAAGAGUGGUACUUUUUCAGCCUACGUGACCGGAAAUACCCAACCGGGUUAAGAACCAACAGGGCUACAGAAGCGGGGUACUGGAAGGCUACAGGGAAAGACCGGGAAAUUUACAGCUCAAAAACUUGCUCAUUGGUGGGGAUGAAGAAAACCCUAGUUUUCUACCGGGGAAGGGCCCCGAAAGGAGAGAAGAGCAACUGGGUCAUGCACGAGUACCGCCUUGAAGGGAAGUUUGCUUAUCACUACUUGUCCAGAAAUUCCAAGGGCGAGUGGGUGAUUUCCCGGGUGUUUCAGAAGAGUGGCGCUGGCAGUUCCUCCGCCUCAGGCGGUGGCAAGAAGAGACCCCCAGGGGGCAUCAACACCAAUCCUGAGGUCAGUUCCCCGUCAUCUGUUUCCUUGCCGGCACUUCUGGAGCCUUCCACCGCCUCCACUGACCGCGAGAGCUGCUCCUACGACGGUGGCGUCGCCAACGCCAAGGAGCACGUGCCCUGUUUCUCCACGACUGCAGCCCCAAGUUUCAACCACAACUCCCUCUUCGAGCUCCCGCCGCCGCCGCCGCCCCCGCCGUAUUUGAAUGCACUUCUCCAUGAUCCGUCGUCAUCAUCAUCUUCUGCUCCCCGUUUCCCGAGGCAUAGCUUUGGAGUCUCGGCAUUUCCGAGCCUGAGAUCCCUCCAGGAGAACCUCCAGUUGCCUUUCUUUUUCUCUGCGGCGGCUCCUCCAGCCAUGCACGGCGGCGCCGAUCCAUCGGGUUACGGAUCUGCUGGCCAAUGGUCUGUGCCAGAAAAUCAGAGAAUGGGCUCGAGUGAGCUCGAUUGCAUGUGGGGUUACUAGUGGAGGAAGUCCUAUUAAUUAGUUUGCUUUAGUUGAAUUCCUAAUCAUGCGGGUAAUUUAGGUGUGUUUAUGUUUGAUCAUUUAGGUAUGCUUUGGGAUGUUGUACUUUUACGCAUCGAAGUCGUACUUUAGGCCUAGUCUUUUGUUGUGAACCCGUGUUAUUCUGAUUAAUUAG
Messenger RNA from Sesamum indicum (sesame), 1535 nucleotides. It is a transcript of the gene CUC2, whose product is annotated as NAC (No Apical Meristem) domain transcriptional regulator superfamily protein. Gene Ontology annotation, biological process: regulation of DNA-templated transcription. Gene Ontology annotation, molecular function: DNA binding. NCBI's taxonomy places the organism in Eukaryota, Viridiplantae, Streptophyta, Magnoliopsida, Lamiales, Pedaliaceae. The record is from RefSeq and is a predicted model, not a curated record.